AUGGCUGGUCGACAGGCUUCAUAUUUUACCGCGCUGUUUUUCAUUUCUCUUGUGUUCCGUGACAUUGCCAGUCAGCAAUGUCACGGAAUAUACUCGAUUUAUCAAAUGAUGCUUAAGGGCCAUACCUAUAAGACGUUCAAGACUACACCAGGCACUCUGGAAUGCAUAGAGGCUUGUCUCGCUGAUGACAGAUGUCAAAGCUUUAAUUUCGUCAUGUUCCUUGCAAUAUGUGAGUUAAACAACCGGACUAAAGAAGCCAGACCAGAGGACUUUGUCAAGGACGAGAAGAGAUAUUAUAUGGCAAAAGGUCUACAAAGAGGUGAUAGAACUUGCAAAUAUAGAAUAGUAGGGUGUAGUUACGUUUAAGGAUAUUGCGUUAUCAGCUACUGGUUUUUCUAACUUUUAUCCAGCUAAACUAAUAUUUUAAUUUCAGUUCCCCUAGGAUCAAUCCGUGAGCUGCCUGCUGAAUCUUGCGAGGAGAUCGAGGCGAGUGAAGGAAGACAGGUAGUUAACGGUAAUUAUUGGCUGGAUUCUACAAGAUCUGGGAACUCUAUUUUUGCUCGUUGCGACAUGAAGACAAAAGGUUAGUACAAGAAAUAUUCCAUGGAUAUUUGCCUUCGUGCUAAUGAAAGGCAUUCUUUUAAUCAGCCUUAUUUACAACUAGUUGUAGACUAUUGUGUCAAGAACCUAUGUCAAAACGAUGCAAAGUGUGUGAACCGUGAAACCAACUACUCAUGCGCGUGUAACUCAUCUGGUUGGACAGGAAAAUAUUGUGAAAAAGGUUUUCUUUUGCUGAAAAGUUUCUGAGGGGAUCGGCCACGAUCUCCUCGUCAUCACAAAGAUCAUCGCUAAUUAAGAAGUUUGGUUUUUGAGCGUUCAAAAUAAAAUCUUGGAAGUUUGUAUAUUACACAGCGUUUUCGAGCUCACAAAGCUCAACCUUGAGUUUGAAAUUGCCUAAAUUCUGCAAAUACUUAUAGCUUCGUCAUUUCAAAUCGUUACGAACUAAAAUAUGGUCACGUAGUUCGCGCGUAACAAGGGUGGAUUUCAUUGAAGUAAGUCCUACAAUUAGCUCCACAAGGUUAAUUUUUUGAGUUACCGGCACAGCAAUGCCUAAAUUUGUGAAGUUAGGAACGGGGUGGAUACAUCAUACACAAAUUGGAGAUUGACCAUUGUGUUUGGUGGAUAAAUUAAUUGGAAAUUAAUCAAGUCACGGCACUUUUUUUGUUAGUCGAACGUUAGGUCAAAGAGCUACCUGGCUAUGGUUUUUACGGGGGGAGAGUAUACUUUUGACGAAAAAUACAACAGUGUCAUAUAAUCGGAUUUUUGGCAUCAAUCAUCUCUCAAUGGAUCACCCAUGAUUUCCUCGUGAUCACAAAGAUCAUCAUUAAUUUGGAAGAUUGGUUUCCGACCGUUUUUCUAUCCCCCAAACUCAACCUUGAUUUUGAAAAAAUGCCGAAAUAAACCAACUAUAAAUAAUUUCGUCAGAACUGAAAUUUCCACGAAUUUUGUGUAAACUCUUUUCCAUGGUAAAAGAUGUGUCCACAGACAUACAAUUGGCCACAGAUAAUUCGAAUGGCAAAUUUUUGAUAUAUCGAUACAUCAGUGUCUUACAUUUGUGAAUUUAUGAAAUGGGUGGACGUACAAUUCGACAAGAGGCGAUUGUUGUGCUUGCUUGGUAAACGAAUCAAAAGGAGGCGAAAAAUGAAAGGGAAAACGGCCCUUUUGCCUCCCAACGUGGAGUUUGUAAACUAUAUUUUUCAACCAUCGCAGUUUGAUCCGCGCUAAAAGUCCACACUACUAGCACUAGUACUACUAGCACUAGCACUAGCACUACUAGCAAAGAAAUAAAUUUAGGUAAAUAUAAGCCUUACUUUUUGAUUCAUUUUACUUUUACCUAGAAUGUGGGCCUGUUGGUGUAACAGAUAGAAAUGCAAUCUCAGAUGCCAGAAUGACAGCAAGCACAGUCUAUGAUACAAGAUUUUAUCCGUACUAUGGCCGACUCCAUGAAAACAGGGGAUAUGGAGGAUGGUGUCCCAGGACUGUAUCUGACAGAAAAGACUAUCUUCAAGUCGAUAUGGAUACAAUGCUGUCUGUUUGUGCUGUGGCCACCCAAGGCGAAAGGAUAAACAAUGAAUGGACUACCAGCUACAAACUGCAACUAUCCACAGACGGUGUAACCUGGAGCGUUUACGAGGAAACCAGCACCGCAAAGGUUUGA
This is a messenger RNA of Pocillopora meandrina, 2218 nucleotides long. The record is from the annotation of a GenBank genome assembly. Lineage: Eukaryota; Metazoa; Cnidaria; Anthozoa; Scleractinia; Pocilloporidae.